GCGGUAAAUUAGAUUCUUGUUUCAUUCAGACAGGACUUUACUGAUGCUUCUGAAUCAGCGACAAAGCCUUGUCAGAAUCUUGCGUGUCUGCACAAAGAAUGGACUUUCUGAUCAAGGCCGUCAAGUUCACUGCUUUCUUCUCAAGUCUGGAUCGUGCUUAGAUCUGUUCACAAGCAAUUAUCUUAUAGAUAUGUAUAGCAAAUGCAGAGAACCCAUCAUCGCCCACAAGGUGUUCGACAAAAUGCCUGAGAGAAACGUUGUUUCGUGGACGGCUCUCAUGAGUGGAAAUGUACUGAACGGCGACCUUAACGGAUCAUUAUCUCUCUUCAGCGAGAUGGUGCGGGAUGGUGUUAACCCAAACGAGUUCACUCUCUCGACGAAUCUUAAAGCUUGCGGCUUGCUUAACGCACUUGAAAAGGGGUUGCAGAUACAUGGGUUUUGUUUGAAGAUGGGGUUUGAGAUGAUGGUUGAGGUUGGGAACUCUUUGGUUGAUAUGUACUCAAAAUGUGGAGGGAUUAGUGAAGCUGAGAGAGUGUUUGGUUCGAUGGUUGAUACUAGUUUGAUAACGUGGAAUGCUAUGAUAGCUGGGUAUGUACAUUCAGGGUAUGGUGGUAGAGCUUUGGAUAUGUUUAGGAUGAUGCAAGAAAGACCGGACAAGUUCACGUUGACUAGCUUGUUGAAGGCUUGCAGUAGCAUUGGUAUGAUCCAUGGAGGAAAAGAGAUUCAUGGCUUUUUAGUCAGGAGUGGGUUUCCUUGUUCAAGUUCGGCAACUAUAACAGGUUCUCUGGUUGAUUUGUAUGUCAAGUGUGGUGAUCUCUUUGGUGCUAGGAAAGCUUUUGAUCAAAUCAAGGAGAAGACGAUGAUCUCGUGGAGUUCACUGAUUCUUGGAUAUGCUCAAGAGGGUGACUUUGUGGAGGCGAUGAGUUUGUUUAGGGGACUACGAGAGUUAAGCUCUCAGAUAGACAGUUUUGUUCUUUCUGGUAUCAUUGGCGUCUUUGCUGACUUUGCCCUCUUGCGUCAAGGGAAGCAAAUGCAAGCACUUGUUGUUAAACUCCCAUCUGGGUUAGAAACAUCUGUUUCAAACUCAAUGGUGGACAUGUAUCUCAAGUGUGGGUUAGUUGAUGAGGCUGAGAAAUGCUUUGACGAAAUGCAGUCCAGAGAUGUGAUCUCCUGGACUGUAAUGAUCACUGGCUACGGGAAGCAUGGGCUUGGGAAGAAAGCAGUUAGUGUUUUUAAACAAAUGUUGGGACAUAAGAUUGAGCCUGAUGAUGUAUGCUACUUAGCUGUACUCUCAGCUUGUAGCCAUUCUGGUUUGAUCAAAGAAGGAGAAGAACUUUUUUCAAAGUUACUAGAGACGCCUGGGAUCAAACCUAGAGUAGAGCACUACGCUUGCGUUGUUGAUCUAUUAGGACGAGCUGGUCGUUUGAAGGAAGGUAAACAUCUGAUUGACACAAUGCCUGUUAAACCGAACGUUGGAAUAUGGCAAACACUUCUUAGCGGAUGUAGACUACACGGAGACAUCGAACUAGGGAAAGAAGUAAGUGAGAUUCUUUUGAGGAUUGAUGGAAACAAUCCUGCAAAUUACGUGAUGGUGUCCAACCUUUAUGGACAAGCUGGUUACUGGCAGGAACAUGGGAAGGCAAGAGAGGUUGGGAAGACAAAAGGGUUGAAGAAAGAAGCUGGUAUGAGCUGGGUAGAGAUUGAGAGAGAGGUUUGUUUCUUCCGUAGCGGAGAGGAUUCACAUCCCUUGACACCAAGGAUCCAUGAAACUUUGAGAGAAGUUGAAAGAAGAAUGAGAGAAGAGUUGGGGUAUGUUUACGGCUUGAAGCAAGAGAUGCAUGAUAUAGACGAUGAGUCGAAAGAGGAGAAUCUAAGAGCUCAUAGCGAGAAGCUAGCGAUUGGUUUGGCGUUGGCGUCAGGGGGUUUGAACCAGGAAGGAAAGACGAUAAGAGUGUUCAAGAACUUGAGGGUGUGCGUAGAUUGUCAUGAGUUCAUCAAGGGGUUGUCUAAGAUCAUGAAGAUAUCGUUUGUUGUGAGAGAUGCUGUUCGGUUUCACAGUUUUGAAGAUGGUUGUUGUUCGUGUGGAGAUUACUGGUGACUCGUUAAGCUUGAUUUACUUCCGCUAUUAUUAUACAACUGGGUUUCAUGCAAAAGUCUUAAACUAUAGAGCUAUUCAGAAGGAAAAGAAUGGUUACAAACAAGCCUCUACAGCAAUGGCACAAUCUCAGUUGAUAAAAUUUCAAAAUUUCAUCUAAUCUAUUAAUUUAAGGUUCUAUUUUUAUCUACUAUUAACAAGUCAUAGUAGGACCACUUAAAGAAUUAGUCAAUAUGACAUAUUUGAUUAUUUGUAUUAACAAUAAACCAACUAUAAAUAUAUUAACAAUAAAC
Raphanus sativus (radish) is the source of this 2388-nucleotide messenger RNA. Its product is annotated as putative pentatricopeptide repeat-containing protein At3g15130. Gene Ontology annotation, molecular function: protein binding; zinc ion binding; RNA binding. The transcript has a single exon. The coding region runs from base 44 to 2098 and encodes 684 amino acids. NCBI's taxonomy places the organism in Eukaryota, Viridiplantae, Streptophyta, Magnoliopsida, Brassicales, Brassicaceae. Gene Ontology annotation, biological process: RNA modification. The record is from RefSeq and is a predicted model, not a curated record.